Oryza sativa Japonica Group (Japanese rice) is the source of this 3739-nucleotide messenger RNA. RefSeq names its product zinc protease PQQL-like. Gene Ontology annotation, biological process: proteolysis. The record is from RefSeq and is a predicted model, not a curated record. NCBI's taxonomy places the organism in Eukaryota, Viridiplantae, Streptophyta, Magnoliopsida, Poales, Poaceae. Gene Ontology annotation, molecular function: metalloendopeptidase activity; metal ion binding.
ACCGACCCCCCCUCCCGGACCCCAGCAUCGCAACCCGAUCCCUCUCUCCUCCCCCCACCGCCGCGUGCGCGAGCUCGAGUGCGGCCAUGGAUCUGCUCCCGCCGGCGACCGAGCCGCCGGCCGGGGGAGGCGGCGGCGGCGGCGGCGCCCCCGCCCCGGGGAGGAGGCUGCGCCGGGGCGUCGGGUUCCGGUCGCUGAAGAUGGUCAGCGUCUCCAUGGACGAGCCGCUCCCCGCGGAGCCCGUCGGCGUCGCGUACGGCCGCCUCGCCAACGGCCUCGCCUACUACGUCCGCUCCAACCCCAAGCCCCGCAUGCGCGCCGCCCUCUCCCUCGCCGUCAAGGUCGGGUCGGUGGUGGAGGAGGAGGACGAGCGCGGGGUGGCGCACAUCGUCGAGCACCUCGCCUUCAGCGCCACGUCGCGCUACACCAACCACGACAUCGUCAAGUUCCUCGAGAGCAUCGGGGCCGAGUUCGGCGCCUGCCAGAACGCGCUCACCUCCUCCGACGAGACCAUCUACGAGCUGCUUGUCCCCGUCGACAAACCCGGCCUGCUCUCCCAGGCCAUCUCAGUCCUGGCCGAGUUCAGCUCUGAGGUUCGUGUGUCGGCGGAGGAUUUGGAGAAAGAGAGGGGUGCUGUAUUGGAGGAGUAUAGGGGUGGACGUAAUGCUACUGGGAGGAUGCAGGAUUCCCAUUGGGCAUUGUUGUUCGAAGGCUCCAAGUAUGCAGAACGCCUGCCUAUAGGUACUGAGAAGGUGAUACGGACUGUUCCUCAUGAGACUGUUAGGCACUUUUACCAUAAGUGGUACCAUCUAAGCAACAUGGCUGUCUUUGCUGUAGGGGACUUCCCAGAUACACAGGCUGUUGUUGAAAUGAUAAAGGAGCACUUUGGCCAGAAAGCCCCACCUUCAUGUCCUCCACCAGUUAUACCAGAUUUUCCAGUACCAUCGCAUGUUGAACCUCGGUUUUCAUGCUUUGUGGAAUCUGAAGCUGCAGGGUCAGCUGUUGUUGUUAGCUGCAAGAUGCCUGCUGAUAGAAUUAAAACGGUGACGGAUUAUCGGGAUUCUCUGGCAGAGUCAAUGUUUCAUUGUGCUUUGAACCAAAGGCUGUUCAAAAUAUCUCGCAGGAAUGAUCCUCCAUACUUCUCUUGCUCUUCAGCUGCAGAUGCUCUUGUACGACCAGUGAAGGCAUAUAUUAUGACAUCCAGUUGUCGCGAAAGGGGAACAGUCGAGGCUCUUGAGUCUAUGCUGCUUGAGGUUGCUAGGGUUCGGCUCCAUGGAUUUUCUGAACGUGAGAUAUCCAUUGCACGUGCUUUAAUGAUGUCAGAUAUCGAGUCUGCAUAUUUGGAACGUGAUCAGAUGCAGUCAACAACCCUUCGGGAUGAAUUCUUGCAGGACCCUUUUUGCACAGCUUCUGCUUGUGGAGAAACUGGUGGAAGACACCUUUUGCUUCUCAGCCAUUUUCUUCAUGAAGAUCCUGUUGUCGGGAUUGAAUAUGAAGCACAGUUGCAGAAGACUCUUCUACCCCAUAUUUCUUCUGCGGAAGUGGUAAAGUUUGCAGCAAACUUUUCAACAAUAAGCAGCUGUGUUAUCAAGGUAGUUGAACCUCAUGCCCAUGCUUCUUUGGAGGAUUUGAAAGCAGUUGUAUUGAAAGUCAACACUCUUGAACAAGACAACGCUAUUCCUCCAUGGGAUGAAGAGCAAAUCCCUGAAGAAAUUGUCAGCCAAAGUCCAGAGCCAGGGAGUAUUCUUGAUAAAGUGGAGCACCCAGGAAUUGGUGCUACAGAGAUGAUACUUUCGAAUGGCAUGCGAAUUUGCUACAAGUGUACUGACUUUCUUGAUGAUCAGGUUGUUUUUACUGGGUUUGCCUAUGGUGGUCUGUCUGAAUUGUCUGAAGAUGAAUAUACCUCAUGUUCAAUGGGUUCAACAAUAGCAGGAGAGAUUGGCAUUUUUGGCUACAGACCAUCUGUCCUGAUGGACAUGCUUGCUGGCAAGAGAGCUGAAGUCGGUACAAAAGUUGGGGCAUACAUGAGAUCAUUUUCUGGGGACUGCUCACCUUCAGAUCUUGAAACUGCUUUGCAGCUUGUCUACCAAUUAUUUACAACAAAGGUGGAGCCAAGAGAGGAAGAAGUAAAAAUAGUAAUGCAAAUGGCAGAGGAAGCUAUCUAUGCUCAAGAAAGAGAUCCUUACACUGCAUUUGCAAAUCGUGCACGGGAGAUAAAUUACGGGAAUUCAUACUUCUUUAAGCCAAUUAGAAUAAGUGACUUGAAGAAGGUGGAUCCAAUAAGAGCGUGUGAAUAUUUCAACAAUUGCUUCAAGGAUCCAUCAGCUUUUACUGUUGUAAUAGUUGGAAACAUAGACCCAUCUAUCUCAGUUCCACUGAUUCUGCAGUACUUGGGUGGAAUACCUAACGUAGGGAAUGCAGUUCUGCCACUUACUCGUGAUGAUCUAAAAGGAUUGCCAUUCAAGUUUCCGGAGACUAUUAUUAGAGAAGUUGUUCGCAGCCCUAUGGUUGAAGCUCAAUGCUUUGUGCAACUAGGAUUUCCUGUGGUUUUAAAGAGCACAACAAUGACAGAGGAUAUUCACUAUGUUGGGUUUCUAAGUAAACUUCUGGAGACGAAAAUCAUGCAAGUGCUUCGUUUCAAAUAUGGACAGGUUUACUCAGUCAAUGUAGGUGUCUUCUUAGGUGGCAACAAACCUUCAAGAAGUGGAGAUAUUCGUGGAGAUAUAAGUGUGAAUUUUUCAUGCGAUCCAGACAUGUCAUCCAAACUUGUUGACUUUGUGCUGGAAGAGAUAUCAUUUCUACAAAAUGAAGGCCCUUCUGAAGAAGACGUAUUAACUAUCCUUGAAAUUGAACAAAGAGCUCAUGAAAAUGGAUUACAGGAAAAUUACUACUGGCUGGAUCGAGUUCUGCGGAGCUAUCAAUCAAGGGUUUAUUCUGGAGAUGUUGGAUCCACCUUUGAGAUCCAAGAUGAGGGACGUCUAAAGGUUAGAGAGGCUUUGACACCACAAUCGAUGCAAAUGGCCUUGCAAAGAGUUGUGCCUUUCCCUUGCAGAAAACAGUUCACUGUAGUUAUUCUUAUGCCGAAGUCAUCCUGCUGGAACUCGUUUAAGGCACUGCUUACUUGGAGCCCUGGUGGAUUUAGCAGAGACGCAAAGAUUUUGGCUGGCAUGGCUGGCGCAAUAGUGUUAGCGGUCAGUUUGUGGAGAUACUCACGUAGCACAUUGAGAUCAUAGCACGUCUAUCACGCUCUCGACUGUUUUAGUAAGAUCCAAAAAUGGAUCUGUCAAGACAAUCAUCUGCUUGACUCCAGGUACAUGAGCUGACGACAAGAUUUUGGUUUCCUCCUGGGAUGCUGCUUCCUAUCUGAGAGUGGAUGUGGUGAUUGUCCGUCACAGAAGAAAGUAUACAGAAAUUGGUAGCUAACAGAUUCAUUGCCGCAUGCGUGCGCUAAGCCUGUAACACAACACCAUACGAUUCUUUUGUCGCAGCAUACGUGCCCCGUAACAGCCACUGAUGUAUAUUGACACCUCCCAUUUCAUUUGAUCCUCUAGACUGCAAGUAGGAAACGGCAGGUUGCAUGCUAUUAGCUGAAGUAGUAGCGGUUUUGUUUCUUGGUGAGCUUUGGAUGUGUGUUUGUGGGAAAACCCAGAAUGAUAAAAGAAUAUAGGAGUAAGGAUGCAGACAUUUGUAUGCACUGUAUUUGUUACCUUCACCCCUAUUCUUUCCGUGUUCUGUUCCA